CUUAAUAAUUCAAAUUAACCUCUUGAAAUGGUUUGCCUAGAGACUGAAGCAAGAGAGAACUUGCAAAUAAAAGAGAAAUUUGGUCAUUGCCUGAGUUAUAUUUUGCCAAGUACCGGAAAUCCUGUGGUGCAUUGGCCCUCCUACUCUAAGCUUUAUCAACAACUUUGUGAAGGGAUCACACUAAACAAUGGAACUAAGAUUUAUUGGUUUGAUAAGAAGGGAAAGGGUAAUGGGUACUUCCUACUUCCAAAAUCCCUCUCAAUAGCUUGGAUUGAUGAUCGUCGGUACUGGAAAUGGAUAUUUGUGGAGCUCUCCGGUAAGAAACUUGAAGUGGCUGAGCUUAUAAGAGUAAGUUGGCUAGAUGCACGUGGGAAGAUAAAGGAAUAUAUGCUAUCACCUGGCAUCGUAUACGAAGUAUUGUGUCAUCUUUUGUUAAAGCCUGGUGCCUCUGGAUGGCAUGAACCUAUUAACUUUGGACUUACCUUUCCAGAUGGGAAAACAUAUGUGAACCAAGAAAGCCUAGAGUGUAGGCCACGAGAUGUUUGGUUUACGGUUAAGGUCGGGGAAUUCAAGGUCGACGAUAGACAUGGUUGUGACAGUACUAAGGAGUACGAGUUUAGCAUGUAUAACCACGGUGGACAUUGGAAGACGGAGAUGAUCCUUAAAGGUUAUGAAAUUCGACCAAAGCAAUCAAGUUGCGGAUGCUAAAAAUAUGAAUCUCUAAAUCUCUCACUCCCAAUACCCUACUUUACUUGUAGUUUGGUUUAAAUAAAUGAGAGAGGUAUACUACAAACUGUAGUUGUUUUCUAAUAUAUAAACAACAAUAUCACUAUGUAAUACAGUAAAGAUAUAUAUGAUAUAUAAAUUUACCUUUUA
Molecule: messenger RNA, 876 nt
Organism: Cucumis melo (muskmelon)
Lineage: Eukaryota; Viridiplantae; Streptophyta; Magnoliopsida; Cucurbitales; Cucurbitaceae
Product: protein PHLOEM PROTEIN 2-LIKE A1-like
Exons: 3
Coding region: 28-708 (226 amino acids)
Source: RefSeq, marked provisional